AUGGCUGCCGAGCUGCCGCUCUCCCAUUCCGCGGUGGUUUCCCAGUGUCGCGUGCUGACUCCCCCGAAAGCGAGUGCGGCGUGUCCACCCGCCUGGGCCCGCUCGCACACGAGCGACAAGUCCGCCCCUUCCAAGAAGUGCUGGGACUGCAAGGUGCCCGUGGACCAGCGCACGCCUCACUUCUGCGGCACCUGCAAGAAGAUCCAGCCCCCCACCUACAGCGCCAACCAGUUUCAGAUACUGGGCAUCCCCACGACCUUUGACGUGGACGCCGAGAGGCUGGAGGCACGGUACAAGGCGCUGCAGAAGGCGCUGCACCCCGACAAGUUCUCCACGGCCUCGCCCCAGGAGCAGGCCUUCUCGGACGCCCAGGCCUCGGCCGUGAACUCGGCCUACGACACGCUGAGAAGCCCGCUGCGCCGCGCCCGGGCCCUGCUGCGCCUGCAGGGCAUCGAACCCGAGGAGAGCGCGGGCGUGGACGACCCCGAGCUCCUGGCCUACGUGAUGGAGGCACGGGAGGAGCGCAUCCAGGAGGCUAUCAGGGAGAAGCUGUGA
Molecule: messenger RNA, 555 nt
Organism: Auxenochlorella protothecoides
Lineage: Eukaryota; Viridiplantae; Chlorophyta; Trebouxiophyceae; Chlorellales; Chlorellaceae
Product: Iron-sulfur cluster co-chaperone protein HscB, mitochondrial
Exons: 3
Coding region: 1-555 (184 amino acids)
Biological process (GO): [2Fe-2S] cluster assembly
Cellular component (GO): mitochondrion
Molecular function (GO): ATPase activator activity; protein-folding chaperone binding
Source: RefSeq, a predicted model, not a curated record